Molecule: messenger RNA, 5018 nt
Organism: Monodelphis domestica (gray short-tailed opossum)
Lineage: Eukaryota; Metazoa; Chordata; Mammalia; Didelphimorphia; Didelphidae
Gene: COL1A2
Product: collagen type I alpha 2 chain
Biological process (GO): extracellular matrix organization
Molecular function (GO): extracellular matrix structural constituent conferring tensile strength
Source: RefSeq, a predicted model, not a curated record
UAUUUUAGCAUCCAGCCGGCGGCCGGUGGUCUUCCAGUCGGCCGGACCCUCUCCUCCGCUCUCUGCGCUCCUCCGCCAGCCCCCGGCCCGGCCCGCGCCCCAAGGAGUCUGCAUGUCCGUCUGAGAGUCCGCCCGUCCCCCGGACCGCAGACAUGCUCAGCUUUGCGGACGCGCGCCUCUGGCUGCUACUCGCGGCCACUUGGUGCCUGGCCGCUGCUCAGGCUGUCCAAGAGACGCCGAAAGGAAGAAAGGGACCCCAAGGAGACCGAGGCCCCCGUGGUCCCAGGGGUCCCCCAGGCCUUCCCGGCAGAGAUGGUGAAGAUGGUCCCCAAGGCCCGCCCGGACCCCCUGGUCUUCCUGGUCUUGGUGGGAAUUUUGCCGCCCAGUAUGAUGCUAGCAAAGGAUUGGACAUGGGUCCCGGACCAAUGGGCCUGAUGGGACCCAGAGGCCCCCCUGGUGCAACCGGACCCCCGGGUGCGCAAGGCUUCCAAGGACCUGCCGGCGAGCCCGGAGAGCCUGGCCAGACUGGACCCGCAGGUGCCCGAGGACCCCCCGGACCCCCCGGAAAGUCUGGAGAGGACGGCCACCCUGGAAAGCCCGGAAGACCCGGCGAGAGAGGCAUCGUGGGACCACAGGGCGCACGCGGCUUCCCUGGGACUCCCGGCCUGCCUGGAUUCAAAGGGAUUCGGGGACACAACGGCUUGGACGGCCUGAAAGGACAAGCGGGCGCUCCCGGCGUGAAGGGUGAACCUGGGGCCCCCGGAGAGAACGGAACCCCUGGCCAAGCCGGAGCCCGAGGCCUUCCCGGAGAGCGAGGACGCAUCGGAGGCGCCGGCCCCGCGGGAGCUCGUGGAAGCGACGGCAGCGUCGGCCCCGUCGGCCCUGCUGGUCCCCUCGGCUCUGCUGGCCCCCCCGGCUUCCCAGGCGCCCCUGGCCCCAAGGGCGAGAUCGGACCCGUCGGGAACCCCGGCCCCGCCGGCCCCGCCGGGCCUCGUGGCGAGCUGGGCCUUCCAGGGAUGACCGGCCCGGUGGGCCCCGCAGGUAAUCCCGGAGCCAACGGUCUGACUGGGGCCAAGGGAGCUGCGGGUCUCCCCGGCGUCGCCGGCGCCCCUGGUCUGCCCGGUCCUCGUGGCAUCCCUGGCCCCGCUGGAGCUGCCGGCGCCUCUGGGCCCAGAGGCCUCGCGGGCGAGCCCGGUCCGGCCGGUUCCAAAGGAGAGAGCGGAAACAAGGGGGAGCCGGGCUCUGCCGGCCCCCAAGGCCCCCCCGGCCCCAACGGCGAAGAAGGCAAGAGAGGACCCAACGGCGAGCCUGGCUCCAGCGGGCCGGCAGGCCCCCCCGGCCUCCGAGGCGUCCCUGGAUCCCGGGGCCUUCCUGGAGCUGAUGGCCGAGCCGGUGGCAUGGGCCCCCCUGGGAACCGUGGAUCCUCUGGGCCCGCGGGAGUUCGAGGCCCCAACGGAGAUGCUGGCCGGCCUGGCGAGCCUGGUCUCAUGGGCCCCAGAGGUCUCCCCGGCUCCCCUGGAAAUAGUGGCCCCACUGGCAAAGAAGGCCCCGCCGGGCUUCCCGGUGCUGACGGCAGACCUGGCCCCACGGGUCCUGCUGGCAAUAGAGGUGAACCCGGUAACAUUGGCUUCCCAGGACCUAAAGGCCCUACCGGCGAUCCUGGCAAAAGUGGAGAAAAGGGUCACGCUGGUCUUGCGGGUGCUCGGGGCGCUCCUGGCCCCGACGGGAACAACGGCGCUCAGGGACCCCCCGGCCCCGCGGGUGUCCAAGGUGGAAAAGGGGAGCAGGGCCCUGCUGGUCCUCCAGGCUUCCAGGGUCUCCCCGGCCCCUCCGGCCCUGCUGGCGAAGGCGGCAAAGUAGGAGAAAGGGGUCUCGCCGGUGAAUUCGGCCUCCCCGGACCUGCGGGCCCCAGAGGUGAGCGGGGUCCCCCCGGAGAAAGCGGAGCAGUCGGCCCGACCGGCUCCAUUGGAAGCCGAGGUCCUUCCGGCCCCCCCGGCCCCGACGGCAACAAGGGCGAGCCUGGUGUCGUCGGCGCCCCUGGAAAUGCUGGGCCCGCUGGCUCUGGGGGAGUGCCUGGAGAGCGCGGUGCUGCCGGUGUCCCCGGAGGCAAAGGAGACAAGGGUGAGACGGGCCCCCGAGGCGAGUUUGGAAACCCAGGCCGAGAUGGUGCUCGGGGAGCUCCUGGGGCCAUGGGGGCCCCGGGCCCUGCCGGAGCCACCGGAGAGAGGGGAGAAGCUGGCCCUGCUGGCCCCGUCGGCCCCACUGGAGCUCGAGGCGCCCCCGGCGACCGUGGAGAGUCCGGCCCUGCCGGGCCCAAUGGAUUCGCUGGCCCUCCCGGCGCUGCCGGCCAAGCUGGAGCCAAGGGCGAGCGCGGAACCAAAGGACCCAAGGGAGAAAACGGCGCUGUGGGCCCCACGGGCCCUGUGGGGGCAUCCGGCCCCGCGGGUCCCAGCGGUCCUCCCGGCCCCAUCGGAGGGCGCGGCGACGGCGGCCCCCCCGGUGCGACUGGCUUCCCUGGUGCUGCUGGGAGAACUGGGAGCCCCGGCCCUGCUGGCAUCACUGGCCCCCCCGGCCCCCCCGGCGCUUCUGGAAAAGAAGGUCCUCGCGGCCCCCGGGGGGACCAGGGCCCCAUCGGCCGCGCCGGAGAGGCAGGAGCUGUGGGCCCCGUUGGCUUCGCUGGAGAGAAGGGACCGCCCGGAGAGGCCGGUGCCAGCGGCCCUCCCGGCUCCUCGGGCCCACAGGGCAUCCUGGGCGCUCCUGGCAUCCUCGGUCUGCCCGGCUCAAGAGGAGAACGUGGUCUUCCCGGGGUGUCUGGAUCGCUGGGUGAACCCGGGCCUCUCGGCAUCGCUGGCCCUCCUGGCGCUCGAGGUCCCCCCGGGGCUGUGGGCAGCCCUGGCGUCAACGGCGCUCCUGGCGAAGCGGGCCGUGAUGGCAACCCUGGCAACGACGGGCCCCCAGGCCGGGAUGGACUCUCGGGCCACAAGGGCGAGCGCGGCUACCCCGGCAACCCCGGAGCUGUCGGCAACGCAGGAGCUCCUGGCCCUCACGGGACGGUGGGCCCCGCAGGCAAGGCCGGAAACCGCGGCGAGCCGGGUCCCGCCGGCUCCGUGGGUCCCGUCGGCCCCUUCGGCGCAAGAGGCCCCAGCGGCCCUCAAGGUCCCCGAGGAGACAAGGGAGAGCCCGGAGACAAAGGACCGAGAGGCAUGAACGGCUUCAAAGGACACAACGGAUUCCAAGGCCUUCCCGGCAUCGCGGGACAGCACGGAGACCAGGGAGCCCCCGGCUCAGUGGGCCCCGCCGGCCCCAGGGGUCCCGCCGGUCCUUCUGGCCCUGUUGGCAAAGACGGCCGCCCCGGACACGCAGGCGCCGUUGGGCCCGCCGGCCUCCGCGGCUCUCAAGGCAGCCAAGGUCCCGCCGGUCCUCCCGGCCCCCCUGGCCUGCCCGGGCCCCCCGGCCCCAGCGGUGGCGGCUACGAGUUCGGCUUUGAAGGCGACUUCUACCGGGCCGACCAGCCUCGCACUCAGGCUUCCCUCAGACCCAAGGACUACGAAGUGGACGCCACCCUCAAGUCCCUCAACAACCAGAUCGAGACCAUCCUGAGCCCAGAAGGCUCCAAGAAGAACCCCGCCCGCACCUGCCGAGACCUCCGGCUCAGCCAUCCGGAGUGGAGCAGCGGUCUCUACUGGAUCGACCCCAACCAGGGCUGCACCAUGGACGCUAUCAAGGUAUACUGCGACUUCUCCACUGGGGAGACCUGCAUCCGGGCCCAGCCCGAGAGCAUCCCCGCCAAGGCCUGGCCCAUGAACGGCAGCCCCAAGAAGCACGUGUGGUUCGGAGAGACGCUCAACGGCGGCACCCAGUUCGAGUACAACCACGAAGGCAUCAGCCCCAAGGACAUGGCCACGCAGCUGGCCUUCAUGCGCCUGCUGGCCAACCACGCCUCCCAGAACCUCACGUACCACUGCAAGAACAGCGUGGCCUACAUGGACGCCGAGAGCGGCUCGCUGAAGAAGGCCGUCAUCCUGCAGGGCUCCAACGACGUGGAGCUCACGGCCGAGGGCAACAGCAGGUUCACCUUCUCCGUGCUGGAAGAUGGCUGCUCCAGAAAGACCAACGAGUGGGGAAAGACCAUCAUCGAAUACAAGACCAACAAGCCGUCGCGCUUGCCCUUCCUGGACAUCGCGCCUUUGGACAUUGGGGGAGCCGACCAAGAAUUCUAUCUGGACGUUGGCCCAGUCUGUUUCAAAUGAACCGUCUCCAGAAAUGGCAGAAAGCAAAAGGAAACACAAGGCCCCCCACGUUCUCUCUCCGCCCCUUCCUCUUCCUCCUUCUUGUCCUGAAUCUGAUUCCUUCUGUCCUGCUCGUCUCCCGCUUCCACUCUGGGCACAAGAGAAGGGUCAGGACUAUUGGAGCACCGUGCAAUGCAGUCGAACCCAGGCCCCCCGCCCCAGCCUCCUCCACAUCCCGACACCCGCUGCUGGGAGAGGCGACCUCUGUAAAGAACGGGACCGACGGGGAAAUAAACAAUAAAAAGCAAACCCUUUGCACCACUUGUGGCUUCUGACUCUCUUCCACGAGGGACGCUGGAAGCGCGGCUUCCCAAGGUGUAACCUACCUCAAGCGCCUCCGCUGCGAUGGCGGCCGGCGGUGCUGGGCAGAGGGCUCUCGGCCCCAAGGUGCUAGUUAGACGUGCGUGCGGACGUGCGUAGAGCGCGCUCACAGUACUUGAAGAGUGUCAGUGGUGCUACACACCGACCCUGGAAGCCGCUCUCUGCACUGUUGCUCUGGCCUGCUGGGGGGCCUUUCCAGCCCCCCCCCCAAGCAGGCAGCUCUGGCUCAUCUCUGCCCUCCCAUCUGCCCUUCCCCGCUCCCUCUCCUCCUCCUCCUCCUGCCUGGGUCCAGAGAAGCCUCGUUCUCAAGCAAGCCAAGAACCGAAGCGGUGCCCGUUCUGUAUAUGUGAGAUGUCGAACGCAAUUGUGACCAAACGAAAUAAAGCAUGUCCAAUGUUCCAAAGGAAA